Eucalyptus grandis is the source of this 2742-nucleotide messenger RNA. RefSeq lists its product as uncharacterized. The record is from RefSeq and is a predicted model, not a curated record. Bases 58 to 2502 code for a protein of 814 amino acids. Lineage: Eukaryota; Viridiplantae; Streptophyta; Magnoliopsida; Myrtales; Myrtaceae. The transcript is spliced from 14 exons. Gene Ontology annotation, molecular function: protein binding.
CUUUAACCCCUCGAAAGUACUUCUCCGCUUUAGAGUAUUUCCUGCUCGCGGCACGGCAUGGAAACCUCCAUGGAUAUCCAAGACAGUUCGAUUCCGAAUCCAUCGCCAGAGGUUCGCAUAGACUUGAGUUCGGAGGACAUGGCAACUGAUCAAGCUUGCCAGGAUAGUUGCAAAACAACAAGAGACUGCAAUGAGGAGAGCAACCCAAUGGCGCUGCAACCAAGUGAAAUACAAGGAGAUUUGAAUCUUGCUGGACCACCACCAGACUGCAACGAGGAGAGCAACCCAAUGGCGUCGCAACCAAGUGAAGUACAAGGAGAUUCGAAUCCUGCUGAACCACCACCAGAUUGCAUCGUGGAGAGCAUCCCAAUAACGCUGCAUCCAAGUGAAAUACAAGGAAAUUCGAAUCCUGCAGAACCAUCACCAGAGGUUCGCUUGGAUGCAAGUUCAGAAGACAUGGCAAUUGAUGAAGCUUCUCAAGACAGUGGCAAUUCAAGCAGAGAGGUUCAUGAAGAAUCGAGUUCAGAAAGCAUGGCAACUAAUGAUUCUCCCCAGUACGGUCGCACAACAACUAGAGAAGGAAGUUAUGACCGACCAAAAAUUAAAAAAAGAAAAAAAGAAAAAGAAGAAGAAGGAAGUUAUGAAGACAUGACAAAUCCUGUGGAAGACUAUCCGAGGUGGCGGCAACAAAAGGCCUGGAAUCUAUUAAAUUCUAAAGUCCAACCAAGAGCGGUCGUCAAUGAGAAUGAGAACCAUCGAUCACUCUUUGAUGCAGCACUGAGAGGUGAUUGGAAAACUAUCAAGAAAAUCCUCAAUAAAAAUCAUGCAUCAUUGACGGCCAAAAUUAUGACUAUAGGAAAUGAGUCUUUUACUGUGCUUGAUAUUGCGAUUAUGGCCACACAAGAUCAGUUGGUUGAGAACCUGGUCAAGCGAUUUCCUCGGGUUUAUGAAGAUCUCAAUCCUAAUAGAGCCCUUCACUAUGCUGCUCAGGGAGGAAGAUUAAAGAUGGUAAAGGCGUUAAUAGACAAAGCUGAUGCCAGACCUGAUAUUAGAGAGACUGCCCUAAACCUUGCUACUUAUUUUGCUCCUUCGCAAUAUAAGGAGGCCAUCUGGUACUUGGCCAGGCGUUCAACAUGCGCCCCAUCUUCUGACACGAUGUUCGGCCUUAUCGAUAGCGGCUAUUUCGACAUAUGCUUAUAUUUAGCUCGCAAAUACCCUGGCUUAACGACAUCCAAGGGAACUGAUGGCGUGGGCUGUUUGGAUUACUUGGCGAUAAUUCCUUUUCACUUCCGUAAUGGAGAUCAACUCAAUUUUUGGGAAAAAUGUAUUUACAAAAUUAUCCCUCUCUGCUUGGUCAAUACAUCAUUUGACGACUCCGAGGACACAAAAAUGGCUCGAGUACUAAAAGCACUUCAUUGGAUCAAGAUAUCACUAUGGAAUCUUGCCACAAUACCAGCACCUUUCAUCAAAAGAAGUGGAGAAUCGAAGUUGAGGCACUAUUACUCGCUUGAGUUUGCAAAACAAGCUCUUACCGAGAUAAAGAAUGGUACAAGUACUCCCGAAAUACUGGAGUAUAUAUUAACUUCAGGCGUUGUCCUUGAUGCUGCAUCUCGCGGAGUCUUUGAAAUUGUGGAUUUAUGUCUUAAAUAUUUUCCGGAGUUGAUGUGGGAUACCAAUUUCGCAAAAAAACUGAUCAUAAAAGUUGUGGAGGGACGGCAUAUUGAGUUGUUUAGACUGGUGAACGAAAACUACCCAAUUCGAUAUUUGGCUGAAGAUAAUUACAUGGACUUUGACCUGAUGGAGGCUGUAACCAAAUGGUCUUCGAGAUGUGUGUCCCCUGAUGUUUCUGGAGCGGCUUUUCUUAUGCAGAGGGAACUUCAAUGGUUUCAAGCAGUGGAAUUUAGAGGAUUUUUUUCUUCUAAAUGGCAGACAUAUAUAGAAAAUAAAAAGUCAUACUGGGAAAAGUUUGUAGAACAGCGCGAAGGAUUGCUCAAAGAUGCAGGGCAAUGGAUGAAGGAUACAUCAUCAUCUUGUAGCCUUGUUGCAACUCUAAUUAUUACAGUAGCUUUUGCUGCAACUUUUACGGUGCUUGGAGGCAACGACGGUAGUAAGGGGAUCCCAAUAUUUCUGAACAAGGGCUCAUUCAUGGUAUUCGUCGUUGCAAAUGCUCUUGCUCUCUUCUCCUCUGUCACUGCCACAUUGAUGUUCUUGGCCAUUCUAACUUCACGCUACGCGAGCGAAGAUUUCCUCUACUCACUACCAAGAAAAAUGAUAUUGGGCCUCACUUUUCUCUUCCUCUCAUUGGCUUUUAUGUUGGUGGCAUUUGGCUCUGCUCUUAUGAUUGUCUUGAGUGAACGAUUGAAGUGGAUUUACAUCCCAAUUACAUUGUUGGCUGCCAUCCCCAUCAUUUUGUUCGCAAUCCUACAACUUCCCUUAUAUGUUGAAAUGGUGGGAUCCACCUUUCGACCUCACCUCUACCGUCCCCUGAAGCUUUGGAAAUGAUCUAUGCUAUUAUUGGAGAAGGACAUCUGCAAUGUGAUCUUUGUUUGCACUUGUUACUAUGUGUGAAAUGUGACUAUCAUGGUGUUUACUCAUGUUUAGAGACUUUUGAAGUGCGACAUCAGCCAUAUUUAUACUAACAUUUAAUGUAUGCUGUCAAGUGCAUGUAAAAAUAGUCAAGCUUUUUAAACUCAUGGUUGGACUCAUUUAUAAUUUCAUUGUUAUCUAUUCACGUUGAGUCGA